AUGAGCAGCUCCAAGACGGAGAAGCUGCUCUUCGCGGACGAGGUCGUCGACAUCGAGGCCGACUACGGCGUCGGCCAUGGCGCCACGCCGGUCGAGCGCCCGCAGCCCGCGCUCCAAGCUUCGCGCGACGCCUUCCGGACCCGCACCAUGAGCAUGCCGGUCCGGCGCGGCCACAUUGGCCUCAAGGGCUACUUGCGCAACUCGUUCUUUGUCAAGCGGCUUCUGUGGACGACGCUCACGCUCUUCCUCUUGGACGGCGCGGCCUUUGGCUAUUACGGCUACUACAUGUACCAGCACGUCGAUGCCGACUGGUGGUACGAGAUUCUGCACGCGUACGAGCCCGUCGUCGACAUCUCCGACUCGUGCGCCAAGUGGCUCAAGUUUGGCUGGACUGUCUACUGCACGGCGCCAUUUGUGCUCUUCCUCGGUAUCACGGGCACGGGUUUCCGGUGCUUUGACCUCUUCAAGCGCGCGUCGCCCAAAGACGAAGAGACCACGGAACACCGCAUGGCGAUGCAGCGCAUUAGCCAGAAAGUGCAGCGCACGUGGUACCUCCAGGCGUGCGAGAUGAUCUGCUCGUUCCUCAUGCUCUACCAAGUCGCGCUCCUCAUUCUCGGCGUCAUUACGCUCGUGCAAUCGCAGUUUAUGGCCCACAUGUGCGCCGAGGUUCCCGCGAUCGUCUUUUGCGCCGGCGCCAUCGUCACGUACAUCGUCAUGAUUGUCCAGAUCACGUACUUCACGCGUCUCCGCGACCACCUCAAGAUGCAGCUCGGUGCGUUCAAGGAAGGCGAGCUCACGGGCAAGGCCAAGGCCGAGCCGGCGAUGCUGGAUGCCAACACCAAGCUCAAGAAGCUCGUCGCCGAGGUCAAGAAGCGCUUGUACACGGCCGCCGAGCUCGGCAACGUCGAAGACCUCCGUCAAGUGCUCGUGUUUGCGCAAGACAACCUCGGGCACGACUUUGCGGCGCAGCACUAUGGCUCGGCCCGCCUGCACUGGUUUUUCAACUUUUCCAAGAAAAAUCCCAUGCACGUCGCAGCCAUGAACGGCAACGUGGUCAUGCUGCAGCUGCUGUACGACGCGGGCUUCUCGGUGAACGCGCUCGACAAGGUGGCCCGCGUGCGCUUGAGCACUGGCGACUUUUUUUGGUACCUCUCCCAAGUGUUUGUCAAGCGCGUCGUCAUCUCGGCCGACGAGUCGGCCAAGCAGAUCUUCAAGACGACGCUGGUGUCGCCAUUGCACUGCGCCGUGUCGGCGUCGCGCGUCGACGCGGUCCAGUGGCUCAUUGACCACGGGUCCGAUGUCAACCAAGUGGCGCGCUCGACCGUCAAGCACGAGCGUGUGCCGCCCAUCUUCUUUGUGGACCACCCGACCAUCAUGGAGAUGCUGCUCGUGGCCAACGCCGACCACCUCCAUGUGCCCGACCCGGGUGGUAUGAACACGGUCACCGCGCUCGAGCUUGCGUACCUUCGGGGCAACUAUGCGGUCGGCGCUGUGCUCGAAGACUGGGGCGGUGACGUGGCGCUCACGCCGCUUCAUCUCGCGGCCGGCCUCAACAACGUCCGCAAGGUCAAGAAGAUUCUCAAGUAUUGCAUUCCCGACUGCCUCGGUGAGUACGGCUACUCGGGCUUCAACCGCCGAACGCCGUUGCACUGGGCGGCCGUGAGCGGCAGCACCGACACGCUGCAUUUGCUUUUGGAAAAGGGCGCAAACCCCAACUUUCAAGACGCGGGCGGUCGCACGCCACUGCACUGGGCCGCGCGUUGCAACCGUGUCGAAGCGGUCCAGCGCCUGCUGCGGUACGGAGCCAACCCGUCGAUCCGCGACCACGAGAGCAUGACGCCGAUCCUCGCCGGCGCGUACGCCGACAACUUGUCACAGGAGCUCCUCUCGGCCAUGGUGACGAGCGGCGGCAACAUCAACGACGCGCUCGCCGACUCUGGCGACGCGGCCCUGCACAUUGCCAUGAAGCGCGGGAAGAAGGCGACAGCGCUCGCGCUCCUGGGGGCGGGCGCCGACGUGAUGCAAGUCAACGGCGACGGGUGCCGGCCGCUGGACUGCACGACGUCGACCGAGCUCCAGUUUGCCGUCAAGCGCGCGGCCGGCAGUCGCGACGUCAUGAUUAGCUACACGCAUUCGCACAUGGAGUUUGCCAAGAAGCUGCGCACAAGCUUGGAAAACAACCACAUUACGACCUGGCUCGAUCUCAUGGACCCGAGUGGCAUUGGUGGCGGGUCGGUGUGGCGCGAAGAGAUUGCCCGCGGUAUCUCGAGCGCGUCGUGCGUUGUGAGCAUUCUCACCGAAGACUACCCCAAGUCGGAGUGGUGCUUGAAGGAACUCGCGCUCGCCAAGCAAGUGGGCACGCCCGUCCUAGCGCUCUCGACCGAGAACGUCAAGAUUGGCGAAGAGCUCCAGGUCUACUUGUACGCGCGGCAGAUUGUCCCAUUCGAGUCGGCGAUCACCGCCGUCGAGAAAAGCAACCCGCGCAACAUUACGUAUGAGUACAACGAGGCGGCGUUUGCGCGUCAGUUUCGGUCGCUGCUCGACGGCGUCCGCGACGAGAUCGAGAAGAAGCGCCAAGCGCUGGCCACCAAGAGUGGCGCCAACUUGGGCUGGACCAUGGUCGACACGUUCCUCAACAACAAGACGUCGAGCGAAGCGGAGAACGCUCCGUUUGUGUUUGUCGCGUCGGGGGACAUGCACGAGGACUUUGUGCGGCAGCUGUACACGGAGCUCAACCCGUAUUGCCGCGUGUACGUCGACCACCCGAGCCCGGACGGCGACAUGACAACGCGGAUCCAUGCGGCUAAAGAGGCGAUCCUCAAGUGCUCGUGCUUCAUCAUUGUCUUGUCAGCCAAGAACCAGAACGAACUCAUUCAGGACCAGCUCGCGUUUGCCGAAGACAAGGGCAAGACGAUUCUGCCCAUCAUGCUCUCGGACCCGACGUCGUACCUCGGCUUGGCGCACCAGUACACGCUCUCGCGCAACGAGGUGUACCACUUUGCGCAAAACCUCGGCUUUGCCUCGAGCAUGAAGAGCCUCAUGGGUGGAGUCCGCAAGGCGAUUCCGAACGGGAAGCGCCGCGUGGCCCGCAGCGUCCUCUCGCCCCACACACUCAUGGAGCCCCAAGACAGCAUUCGCUGGAGCUUUUCGAGCUCGCACGCCAACACCGACUUGUAA
Saprolegnia diclina VS20 is the source of this 3177-nucleotide messenger RNA. RefSeq lists its product as hypothetical. Lineage: Eukaryota; Oomycota; Saprolegniomycetes; Saprolegniales; Saprolegniaceae. The transcript is spliced from 4 exons. Gene Ontology annotation, biological process: signal transduction. Gene Ontology annotation, molecular function: protein binding. The record is from RefSeq and is a predicted model, not a curated record. The coding region runs from base 1 to 3177 and encodes 1058 amino acids.